Pyrenophora tritici-repentis Pt-1C-BFP is the source of this 963-nucleotide messenger RNA. Its product is annotated as UbiE, Methylase involved in ubiquinone-menaquinone biosynthesis. Gene Ontology annotation, molecular function: methyltransferase activity. The record is from RefSeq and is a predicted model, not a curated record. NCBI's taxonomy places the organism in Eukaryota, Fungi, Ascomycota, Dothideomycetes, Pleosporales, Pleosporaceae. Gene Ontology annotation, biological process: ubiquinone biosynthetic process.
AUGCAGGCUUCACGACAGAGGAUAGCGAGGCAAUUGCUCGCUGGGGGUAAGAGGAGGGACAGUUAUAGAUGUUUCUCGUGUUCUGCGCGGCGGAAUCAGGAACAACCCCCAAAGUCAACAAGACCGCAAGAUGGAGGAAAUCAGCAGACGACGCAUUUCGGCUUCGAAACAAUUGCUGAAGCAUUGAAAGAACAGAGAGUCGGCGCAGUCUUCUCCUCCGUCGCCUCCUCAUACGACUCAAUGAACGACUUCAUGUCCCUAGGAAUCCACCGCCUCUGGAAAGACCACUUCGUCCGCAACCUAAACCCGGGCCGAAACCCUCUCUCCUCCCCCACCGCCUCCCCCGGCAUGACUAUCCUCGACAUCGCCGGCGGCACUGGUGACAUCGCCUUCCGCAUGCUCGACCACGCUUCAACAAUAAACCACGACGCCCACACCACCGUCACCGUCGCCGACAUCAACCCGGACAUGCUCGCCGAAGGAAAAAAACGCUCCCUACAAACCCCCUACGCCCACUCCCCUCGCCUCACUUUCGUCGAAGCAAACGCUGAGAAACUAGACAUGAUACCAGACUCCAGCAUCGACCUAUACACCGUCGCCUUCGGCAUCAGAAACUUCACGCACAAGGAAGUCGCCCUGAAAGAAGCGUUCCGCGUGUUGAAACCCGGCGGUGUAUUCGCGUGCUUGGAGUUUAGCAAAGUGAAUAAUGCGUUGUUUGAUGCCGUGUACCAAAGGUGGAGUUUUGGUGCUAUCCCGCUGAUUGGACAGGUUGUUGCGGGCGAUAGGGAGAGUUAUCAGUAUCUGGUGGAGAGUAUUGCGAGGUUUCCGAGUCAAGAGGAGUUUAGCGGGAUGAUUAGAGAGGCGGGGUUUUUGGUGCCGGGGAAGGGGUGGGAGGAUUUGACCAUGGGGAUUGCGGCGAUUCAUAAGGGGGUUAAGCCUGUUGCGGGUGGGAAGGGGGUGUAG